Carassius carassius (crucian carp) is the source of this 1955-nucleotide messenger RNA. RefSeq names its product GTPase IMAP family member 4-like. The transcript is spliced from 4 exons. NCBI's taxonomy places the organism in Eukaryota, Metazoa, Chordata, Actinopteri, Cypriniformes, Cyprinidae. The coding region runs from base 77 to 859 and encodes 260 amino acids. Gene Ontology annotation, molecular function: GTP binding. The record is from RefSeq and is a predicted model, not a curated record.
CCUUCAGGAAGCAAGCAGGAAAUCAGUCUUUUCUCACGGAUUACUGACACGUCUAAAGUUACAAAAAGGCAUCGUCAUGAGCUCAAACAGACCAUCAUAUUCAACCGCAGCUGCCCAAGAAGCUAACUGUCUCCCAGAACUCCGGCUGAUCUUGCUGGGUUGGCGAUGGCCAGGUAAAAGCCUGACCGGCAACACCAUUUUGGGCCGUGAAGAAUUUCAUCUGGAACGUGCUGCCGAAUUCUGCGUGAAGCGUGAAACUGAGGUGGAUCAGCGCAAAGUAACAGUAGUAGACACUCCUGGCUGGUUCUCAGCUCAGACCACACCGGCUGACUACCAGCAGGAAAUGGUCCGAAGCGUAACUUUGUGCCCACCUGGACCCCAUGCAUUCCUGCUGGUCAUACCUGUUGGCAUGUUCACUGAAACAGACCGGGCUCAUAUAGAGGAGAACAUUGCACUUUUUGGGGAGAAUGUGUGGAAGCACAUCAUUGUGGUGUUCACCUGGGCAGAGGUUUUGAAGGACAGGUCCAUAGAAAGACAUAUACGAAGGGAAGGUCGUGAGCUUCAGUGGGUGGUGGACAAGUGUAAGAAGAGGUACCACGUCAUCAAUAACUAUAUUUUUGGUGAACACCCACAACUGCUCCAGCUGAUGGAGAAGGUUGAGAAGAUUGUAGCUGAAGAAGGUGGUUACUUCACCCUUAAGACAGAUGGAACAAAAACACCAAGUCAAACUCAGAGUCUGAAUCUAAACAUCAAUUCAUUGAAAGAGAACAAUGGCGCUAGACCCAAACAAAAUGGCUCCUGCAACUCACUGCGGGGCACGGACCUGAACCCUCCACAGAGUCGUCAAUGUUUACUCUAAACUGUUGUUCUGAUCAAGUUUGGUUGAAGGAGUGAGUGACUAAGGCUGUGAUAACAGUUCCAGUGCUACUGUAUUCAUUACCUCAAUUCCACUGAACUCAAAUUAUGAAAUGCCCAUUACCCAGGUUGUAGAGUUUGCAGUCAAAUGUCCCUGUACCAUAUACUUCUUACCCCACAAAAUAUAAAAUGAUAACAGUAAAAAUUAUUAUCAUCAAAGGUUUGAAUUGGUGUUAGUAAAUCAGUUGUACAUCACCUGGCAUGGCAUAUCAUGCAGAUAUCACUACAGUACUAUACACACUUACCCAAACAGUCAUGUCUUACUAUACAGUGUAUUAUAUAUGAAGUACACAUUGGCACAGAGAAUAUUGAGGUAAUGGAGUCAUUAGUCAAACAGAAACACUCCACAUUCAUGAAUAAUUUGCACUAAUGAGUUUAACACGACCCAAUAGCUUGUAAAAUGCUUCAACUAAUGCACUAAUAGAGUUAGCAGAGAUGAGAGUCUGACACGAUCAUAUUAUUGUAGCAUUGGUUAGUUAUAUUGGUGACAGUUGCUAUGGAAUUAUAAAUUGUCCAAAAUUUACAUCAUAUUUAGGUGCUGUUUCAAGUUUUGCAGAUACAUUAUGUUUGAAUGUUUUCAAAUGAUAUUUUCUAGUAAUGUCAUUAUUGUUAUUUUAUUGUUUGAGUGAAUUAGGUAUUUUCACCUUGAGUAAUAUGUUUUAGUUACUGAUGUUUUAGGAUUGCUGUGAUAAGUUUUCUUUUCUUAAUUUGUUUCUUUCUAAAUGUUAUCAUUUGAUUAAGUACACAUCAUUGUAAAUAGUCUCCUCCAUGAAACUGAGGCUGGUUAACGGUCUUGUUAUAAGCACUCUUAAUAUCAAGUCAACACUGUUAAAGUUCUGGCACUGUCUAAUUCUUAUGGAACAUGAGUGUCUGCUAUUAUUAAUUGAUUUACAUAAAUGCAUUCCUUUCUAGAUCUGUUGAUUAUUUCUGAAAGCCAUAAAAAUGUCCUUCCCAGAUGACUUUGUGAACGUCAUAUGAGCUGAUUACCAUCAAGUCUUCCAGUUGGCCUAACAAUAAUAUAAAGCUGUGCUGCAGGCAUA